CUCCCUCUCUCUCUCUCUCUCUCGCUCUCCCGGUAGCGCUUUGCUUUUGCACUUUGCCGUCCCGUCGAGUGAUCCCAAGCAUCCCGCAAGAUGACCAUCAACACCCUGGCUAAAGGAGGGUGUCAUCGGGAGCAAAUGGCAUGCUUUCGAAAGAUGGAGAAAGUGAUAGUAGCCAUGCAGGACCCUGACAUGGGCAUGAAGAUGAGAAACCAGAGGCUUCUUAUAACUGUCAUUCCACACGCCAUGACAGGCCAUGAUAUAAUUGCCUGGUUGACACACAAAUACAGAAUCAGCGAGGAGGAGUCUCUGCACCUUGGCAACAUGCUGGUGAAAUAUGGAUACAUUUACCCCCUCAAAGAGCCGAGGUGCCUUGUGCUACGGCCCGAUGAGUCACCCUACCGCUUCCAGACUCCUUAUUUCUGGACUAGUACCAGGUGGCCCGCGUCAGAGCUGGACUAUGCAAUCUAUCUGGCUAAAAAGAAUAUAAGAAAACAAGGCGAACUGAUGGAAUAUGAGAAGGAAAGGUACAGUCUGUUGCACAAGAGGAUCAACCACACCUGGGACUUUGUUGUGAUGCAAGCCAGAGAGCAACUCAGAGCGUCCAAACAGAGGCGGAAGGCUGACCGCAUUGUUCUGGAGUGUCAGGAGCAGGCUUACUGGCUCAUCAACAGACCCCCGCCUGGGGUUAAUAAUGUGUUGGACACAGGCUUGGAGCGACCAAAUAACUUCAGCUGCAGAGUCACACUGAACAGUGACUACUACAAAAGAGAGAUUGAAGCCUGUAGAAAGGCUCUUGGAAGAAACCGUGUAAAAUCAUCCAUCUGCCUAGAAGGUUUUCUGAAAUACAGCGAGCAGUACCUGAACCACGAUCCCAUUAUGCAAGGCUGCCUGCCCAGUAACCCCUGGAUCUCUGAUGACACCGCGCACUGGACGAUGAACGCAGAAAUAGUGCCGGUCCCGACGCGUCUACGAGUAGAACGCUGGAGCUUCAGCUUCAUGGAGCUCCUCAACGAUGCCAUGGGGAGGAGGGAGUUCAUGACCUACCUGGAGAAGGAAUUCAGUGCGGAGAACCUGUAUUUCUGGCAGGCGUGUGAGGAUAUCAGACAUGGAGAAAGCUCCAAAAUCGUAGAGAAAGUGGAGGACAUCUACAAGAAUUUCCUGGCUCCUGGAGCGGCCCGCUGGGUCAACAUCGACAGCAAGACAAUGGAUAAAACCUUAGAGGGGAUCAAACGGCCGCACCGCUUUGUCAUGGACGACGCGCAGAUGCACAUUUACUUCCUCAUGAAGAAGGACUCCUAUCCAAGGUAUCUCAAGUCUGACCUGUACAAGAACAUGCUGGCCAAAGCCAUCGUCCCCCAGGAAACCAAGAAAAGUGUGUUCCCCUUCAUGAGACGCCAAAGGCACUCUAGCCCCUCCCCUGCUCAGACUGCCACCCAGGCAGCAGAGGAAGAAGGCCUUGCCAAGGGGGCAGGUGCCAACUCUGCAGCUGGCUCGCAUUUCUGAUCCAGGCCAAAAAAAAGAACCCAAAAAAGAGAGAAAGACUCGGUCGCUUUACUCUCUGUUGUCUGAGUUUUUUCUUUAAAGUCAAACAGAGCUUCUCGUACGCCG
Molecule: messenger RNA, 1608 nt
Organism: Haplochromis burtoni (Burton's mouthbrooder)
Lineage: Eukaryota; Metazoa; Chordata; Actinopteri; Cichliformes; Cichlidae
Gene: rgs11
Product: regulator of G protein signaling 11
Exons: 17
Coding region: 91-1503 (470 amino acids)
Biological process (GO): regulation of G protein-coupled receptor signaling pathway; G protein-coupled receptor signaling pathway; intracellular signal transduction
Source: RefSeq, a predicted model, not a curated record